Molecule: messenger RNA, 2070 nt
Organism: Rubroshorea leprosula
Lineage: Eukaryota; Viridiplantae; Streptophyta; Magnoliopsida; Malvales; Dipterocarpaceae
Source: the annotation of a GenBank genome assembly
GUGAAAGAACAACAGAUAUCAAAAAUUUUUUAUGGCGAUUUCGAACGCUCUCUCUUUGAUCUUCCCCUCUUCUCAAGAGAAUGAUCUUCUUGCUUGGAGUGUUAAAAGGGUUAAGAAUGUCAAUUCGAUUGUUUCUGCUUCCACUCAAGAAGAGCAUAUGGCAAAAGUUGAAGCUAAUCCCCUGUCCUAUACAGAUAAAUUGCUCUGCGAUGGCAGUACUAAAAGUUCCGAUAUGGAUCUCUCAUUUGAUGCCUUUCUAGAAUAUCUAGAUGAAGAAUCAGCUAUUGAUGAUGAUCUAGAUGACCCUACUCCUAUUAUCCUCUUCUCCAAAGAGGAAAAAAAACACAUGCGUGAGCCGUGGAAAAAUGCUCUCAUUAUUAAAACCUCUAGCAAGACAGUAGGAUAUAACUUUCUUUAUGGAAGCCUUAAAACCCAAUGGAAACUAGCAAGUAAAUGGGAUUGCAUUGAUCUAGGAUAUGAUUUUUUCCUUGUUCGAUUUCAGGUGCAUGAAGAUCUCAACAAGGUCAUCAAUGGAAGUCCUUGGUUUGUUGGUACAAACUAUCUUACUAUUAGACCAUGGGAACCAAAUUUCAAGCUGGAAAUCGCAACCUUUUUGCACACUGUGGUGUGGGCACAACUGUCGAGUCUUUCAGCAAAGUAUUAUGACCUAACUUCUCUACAACGUAUUAGUAAUUCAAUAGGAACCCUUCAAAGAAUGGAUGCCCACACAGCGCAUCAUACACAUGGUCAAUAUGCUCGUGUGUGUGUCAGAAUAGAUCUGGAUAAACCCCUUUUCAAGCUCCUUCGAUUGGGUAAAAUCUGCCAGAAAGUUGUUUAUGAAGGGAGCAAAGGACUUUGUUUUGCGUGUGGUCCGAUUGGCCAUCGUAAGGAGCCUCAUCUAUUCCUCUUAAACUUUCUUUGGAGACUAGUUAUGAACAAACCAAUGGUGGCAUCACCAACUCCCCAACUCAGCCCCAACCUAAAAGUUCUACUAGUCAACAACAACCAUGUGAUCUCAAUGGAGGAAGCCUUAGAGUUGAUGCUAUCAAGGGAGAAGAAAACACACCCUCUGUGGAAGGAGAGAGAUCUGUUCAAGUCAAGCUGCAAUCCUCUACUAACUCUCAAAUCCAUAGAUCUGAAUCCUUUAGCUUUGAAGGAAGAUCAGACAGUUUUGAUAGAUCAAUGCAAGGUUCUAAAGCUAGAAUCCACUUUCGAACAACCAGGCAUAGAAGAAAAAAAAGGACCCUAUCCAACCUUUGAGAUUCCUAGCUCAAGCAUGGUAAGAGAAUCUCCAAAUUUUAGAAAUAAUGGGCAAAAUGGAGAAGAUCCAUGUUAUCGUCAAGUCCUCAAUCCUGCUCAAAACGAUGGAGAUGGAUUACGAUUGCCUGAUGCUUUCGUACCACAUUUAGGAGGCCUCAAUGAUGUUGAUGCACAAGGAAAUUAUGGAGCUAAUUUGCUUUCUUGGAAUUGUCGCGAUGUAGCAAAAUUUGAGUUCAAGAGGCAUAUUACAGAUUUGAAGAAUCAACAUGCUCCCUCAAUUAUGCUUAUUCUUAAAACCAAGCUCUCUGGUCAAGAUGUUAAGGAAGUGGCGACUAAUUGCGGAUUUCCUUGCAUACAUGUGGUUGAUUCUGACGGUAAAGCUGGUGGUCUCUGGUUGUUAUGGGAUGAUGUGGAAGCGUGUGUUGAUGUCAUCACCUCAACUUUUCAAUCAAUCCAUGCAAUUGUCAAGGCCCAUGACUUAACUUUUCUUGAUAAUUCUCCUACCGAGAAAGAGAUACAGGAUGCUCUUUUCGAACUCAAGCCUUUUAAGGCUCUUGGGCCAUACGGUCUCCAUCUUGGCUUUUUCCAAAGAAUGUGGGAUUCAAUGAGGAGUACUCUUUGUAGUGGUAUUGGUAAUAUUUUCUCCUCUACUUCUAUCCCUACUGAUUGGAAUGAGUGUUUAAUCACGCUUAUUCCCAAAAUUAAAGCCCCUGAAAUAGUCCAGCAGUUUUAGCCUAUUGGCCUCUGUAACUACUACUUAUAAAUUUGUCUCCAAGAUUUUAGUCAAUAGAAUAAAACAUGUCUUGGAUA